This is a messenger RNA of Cylindrotheca closterium, 4230 nucleotides long. The record is from the annotation of a GenBank genome assembly. NCBI's taxonomy places the organism in Eukaryota, Bacillariophyta, Bacillariophyceae, Bacillariales, Bacillariaceae.
AUGGAUGAGAAAGAAGAAAUGCCACCAAAAUCAAACAACGAUGAUGAAGAAGAAGAGAUUGUCGAAUAUGUCGAAUUUGUGUACGAUAGUGAAGACAAAAAAAUCACAGACGAAAUCAAACGAACAAUGACAAAGUUGAUUGUGCGCGGGCCUAAUGUCAAGACGAUUGGAAAGGGAGUCUUCAAGGAAUGUGCAAAGCUAAAGGAAGUUGAUUUCACCGAGGCAAUUGCGUUGGAAACGAUUGGAGAUUCAGCCUUUCGGAAGUGUCCUAGUCUCCUUGCUUUCAAGUGCCCAUCGAAUGUCAAGACGAUUGGAGUGGAUGCCUUUGAGGAAUGUGAAAACCUGAGAGAAAUUGAUUUCACUGAGGCAAUUGCGUUGGAAACGAUUGGAGAAUUUGCCUUUUACAAUUGUCCUAGUCUCCUUGCUUUCAAGUGCCCAUCCGAUGUAAAAACUAUUAAGGAGGGAGUCUUUGCAUAUUGUGCAAAGCUAAAGGAAAUUGAUUUCACCGAGGCAACUGCGUUGGAAACGAUUGGAAAACAAGCCUUUUACAGAUGUCCUAGUCUCCUUGCUUUCAAGUGCCCAUCCAAUGUCAAGACUAUUGGAGAAUAUGCCUUUAGGGGUUGUGCAAAGCUAAAGGAAAUUGAUUUCACCGAGGCAACUGCGUUGGAAACGAUUGGAGAACAAGCCUUUUACGAUUGUCCUAGUCUCCUUGCUUUCAAGUGCCCAUCCAAUGUCAAGACGAUUGGAAAGGAGGCCUUUCAGCAGUGUGAAAAUCUAAAGGAAAUUGAUUUCACCAAGGCAACUGCGUUGGAAACGAUUGGAGAAGGAGCCUUUUACGAGUGUACUAGUCUUGAAAACGUCUACUUUGCUCCCAACGUGACGGUUGUCCCCAAGAAUAUCCUCGAAGACUGCCCCAAUCUCCAAUUUUUGAAGAUUCCCAGUGGCAAUCCAGCGAUUCACAUUCGAUUGUACACAUCACUCAAUGAAGAUGAAAAGCAUUUGAUCACCUUGAAUGACAUAGUGAAUGUCUAUGCUUGCAAUCCAAUCAAGAAUUCCGAAUUGUUGGAGAACUCGGGGGACGAAAAAUCGAUUCUUCACCAAGUGAGAGCAAUGUAUAUCGGCUCCAUUGUCGAUGGUACACGUCGUUUGCUUUCGAUUCCGGAACGCAAUGGGUGGUUGCAAUUCUUGGCGAACAAUAUGGGCGACGGAACGGAUGACCCAGACAUGAGCAAGUUAUUGGACUAUCUUGAAACUGUGGAUAUCGAAAGAGUCCGACAGCUUGCCGAAACCAAGGAUCAAUCAGAGCGCACUGCAAAGUCGGUGGCAUCCAAACACAUCCAAGAAGUGUUUGAAGACCGAUUGUUCUUUCUCGGCCGCUACGAUAUUGCAAGAGGACCACCCAUUCACCAGUCGGCAACUUGUGUUGUGGUCAAGGCAACGGAUGCCAAGAUGAGGGAGUACUUUGAAGCAGAGUAUAAACCAUAUGAAGGAAGAGAAGUAGACGAGGAAUUGUUCCAGGAGAUAUUGGGCAAGUUGAAGUUGAUCCCACACGACAAGAAAAACAUCAAGGGUCUCUUCCAACGGGCAGAUGUUGACCGAACGAAAAAGAUUUCCAAAGAAGAAUUUGUGGACUUUUGCUUGGCCGAAAUUGGUGGCAAUGUGGUUCUAAAGCUGAUGCAGAACAAGGAUCAGUUUUGCCGAGAGGUGGAGCGUCGGGAACAGAAUAAUCUGGACUCGAAAUAUGUGGUUGGUAGUAUUGGAAAUCAUGAUUUGGUCCAAGCAUCAGGAAAGGAUACCGCCAACCAGACAUUUCGGGAGAAGGUGGGUGUUUCGGCAGAGAAUUACAGCAAUGUCCUUGUGAUGCCUUAUGGAGAUCGGAAUUUGGACACUAUCUUUCGAAGUGAACGUCCUACACCAAUUACGGUUCGCCAUUUGAUGAAGCAAGUGGGAGAGGCCUUGCAGCAUUUGCAUAAGAUGAAGAUCAUUCAUGGUGACAUCAAAAUGUUGAAUGUGGUGAGAAUCACUCAUCUACUGGAGCUGAUUGAUUUGGAUGCAUCGACGAAAAUUGGUGAUUCUGCUGGAUCCAAGUUUUCUUCUGGAGUGCUUCCACCAGAGAUGACAUGUAAGCUGAACACUCGAGAAGAGUUGGAAAUGUUCGAGCGGUAUGUCCAGAAUGGAACAGCAAGCGAUGAUGAGAAGCAAAAACGAAAGGUCUUGGUCACAACUGGGCAAGACAAGCAAUACUUUGUCGUUCGUUCGUUUUGGGAGGAGGAGCAGACGGUCGAGACAACUGACAAAUUCGAGGGUAAAGACAAGGUCGAGAAAAAGCUAAUGCCAAUGAACAUGAAUGGGCUGCCGUAUGGGCUUGUGGAGGCCGAUGCCAGUCUGGAUGUAUGGUCGUUUGGUGUGCUGUUGUUCGAGCUGGUGACAAAGGAGCCUUUGUUCAAGGUGAACAAUGAGAACGAUAUCACAGACGGUGACGUGAUGAGACAGCUACACAACUGGACUGAUGAAGACAUGAAGAUCAUAUUGAAUCGCAAAGUAACGGAUAAGUAUGCUCGUGAGGUGCUGCAGCACAUGCUUUGCCGUGAACCGACAGAUCGGUGGACGAUGGAAAAACUGCUAGAGCUCGAUUACUUCAAACCGGAACACGUGCAAGCAGCGAAUGAAUUAAUGAAACGAAUUGAGACAACGACUGCACGAACUGAGACAACAGUUGCACGGACUGAGACCAUAGCUGCACGGACUGAGACCAUAGCUUUGGAGAAUCGAGAAAUCAUUAAAACAAAUUUUGAUCAAAUACACAAAGCACUAAAGAGUGUCCUGAGCCAUCAAAAAGUCGCCAAUUCUCUUUUGAAAAGCAUCUUUCAAGGGAUGGACAAGUCGCAACCAAAGCAUUUUGUGAUUCUUCCACCAGCGGAACAAGGCAAGGACAAGAAUGCGUUCUCUGGCUUUCUGUCAAAGAUUAAGAAUACCAGCAUUUUCAACACCAAGGCGAGGCUGUGUUUCAUUUGUCCUAUAUCGCUACAACCAGUUGUGGGAGCAGACGGUGAAGCGAUUGGGUAUGAUAUUGAGUUGCCCCAGGGAUGGAUCAAGGAGUAUGGGCCUGCCAUUCUCAUCGGACUGAAGAUUUUCCAAGUAGGUUUUGCAGUGGGUCGUGGAUUUGGACUUCCUCUCCCAUCGUUAAGUGGGGCUGAAGAAGGAUUGAAGGAGGCUUCAUCUCUCUUUUCUGAGAUGCAAGGUUUGUUGGUGGAUGGAAUGGGAGGCGAUGACAAGGAAGAUUCCCUUGCGGACAUGUUGCUGGAACGAUUCACGGACGAAAUCGAUACUGCAGCCUCUGGCGAAGGCCCACCUACUGCUGAAAUGGGAACCAAGCAUCGAGCUAGGCUUCAAAAGUCGUAUCAAGGCAUUGGCACUCUCAUUAAAGAUGAGGAAUUCAAACGUUGUGGUCUUGUCAAGGGAAUGAGUGAUGUUGGGGAGGAGAUUGAGUAUGUGCAUCCAGAUGUGGAGCCACUCUUCAAAAAGUUUGGAUCUAAAUGCUUGGGGAUGCCAUUCGAAGAACGGGAGAAGGAGAAUGCGAAACUAGCUGCCGAAGCUCGAAGUGAAAAGGAAAAGCAAGUUGUAACGAGAAGCCCUGCCAAUGGAGAAGAUGAAAAGGCAAAGGGUGGGACUUUGGUAUCAUCGGUAACAGCACCACCACCACCACCAAGCGGUAGUCCUAUCAAAUUGAUGGCUGAACAUCCGCGAGACGAAGUAAAUCUCUCUGAAGAACAAGGACGACAGAUAAUGGUAAAAUCAGCACCCUCGUCCACUAACUCUGACAGUGAAGCAGUUGCACGCUUGGAAGAAAAGCUCACCAAGUUAGAAGGAAAGAUGGACUCUUCUAGUGAGCCAAGGUUUCAAGGCAUGGCACAGGGAUCGGGCCAUGUGGUUCGGAAAGGCUGGUUACGCAUUCAAAGCCGUUGGCCUCCCUAUUUAUGGAAAGAACGAUAUGUCGAGGUCUACAAGAAUGGCAGCAUUACACACUAUCCCAAUCGUGGUUCAACGUUUUCUUCUGUCAAAUGGAUCGAUAUGGAGGAUGGUGCCACAAUGGAGCUACGUUCUGCCAAAAACAAAGUGAUUGCCACGGCCAAACUAUCGACGCGCUGUUCUAGUACCAUUGAUGAUUGGUGCCACAGCUCGAAAACCAAUGAGGGAUCUGGCAGGAAUGUCGAAACUUCCAGUGGCUGA